Darwinula stevensoni is the source of this 721-nucleotide messenger RNA. NCBI's taxonomy places the organism in Eukaryota, Metazoa, Arthropoda, Ostracoda, Podocopida, Darwinulidae. The record is from the annotation of a GenBank genome assembly.
CAUUAUUUUUAUUUCUGCAGGUUUGAUUUGUAUAAUAAACCAAUUCAAGGCAUAUAACCAGGGCCUGGUUAUCUUCUUGAAGUGUUUCUCCUUUUCUAUAUAGUAAUAUAGGUGUGUUGAACUCACUUUUUAUGAGAAUAGGCCCUCUUCAGUGCUAGGCUAACCUCCAGAAAGCAACAUGCCUCUCAAUCCUGGAAUUGACAUCAGAGUAAAACUAGAAGAUAUUCACUAUUCAGAGAAGUACACUGAUGGUCUCUAUGAAUAUAGGCACAUUCACUGCCCCAAGGAUCUUGGAAAGUCCUUGAAAGAGGUUGGCCUCAUGAGUGAAAAGCAAUGGAGAGCAUUCGGCAUCCAACAAAGUGUUGGCUGGGAGCACUUCAUGAUCCAUGAACCAGAACCUCACAUCCUCCUGUUCCGACGGAAGCUCUCAGAUGUGAAACUUUGAAGUUGAAAGGACACUAAGAGCUUUUUCCGUGGUUUCUUGGACUGUGAACCAGUAUUUGAGGGGAACAAGAGCGAAUGUUGCCAUGAGCUGUGUUCAAGACAACAUCUCCCAGACAGGAAAGGGAACAAAAUUUGCUGCCUUGUGAAGUGUGAUGAUUCUUCCUGCAUUGGUGCAUUGUAGAUAAUUUCUUCAUUUCUAUGCUCUCCCUUGUCCGUCUUCUGAUUCCUCUUCUUUUUUAUGGUGUCAUGAUUCUAAAAUAAACUUUGAGUACCGGUA